AAAUUCAGGCAGCGGAAGUUUGUAAUUAUAAUGGAAUGUAUUGCUUUAAAAUACCGGUAGCCUAUGUAUUCACCUAUAGAUCAACAUUUCUCAUGUUGUAGAUAAACGAAAUACAUUAACACUUUAACAAAAUAAGGGAGGUACAGAAAGCCGAAGUUUGAAAGAAAAAUACUAUAUCAUCAGUUGCACGGAAGUAAUAAAAAAAACAUGAGAUGGUUUGCCAAAUAACUUGUUUAGCCUACUUCACACAUGGUACACAGAGAGGGCUGCUAAAGAGAAAGACACACCCUACGAUGCUAUAGUUCAAAACUGGUCUCUAGUUUCCUCAUUCGAGGAAAAGGAUCCGUAACCUAUCUAACAUGUAUCGCUGCUCUAUAUUUCUUCAUGCUCUGUAUUUUCUUAAUUAUUGGUUCGUAGCCCUACAAGGGUCAGAACUUAAUUUGUCUAAUGUUUUUUUGCUCAAGGGAAAGGAUUUAUUCAUGGAAUUAAAAACACAGCAACCCACCAGUCAGUUUGUAUGGCGCUUUAAAAUAAAAAAUAAUAUAAUAAGAUAUAUUCCUGGUCAAAAAGGGGAUUUUGAAAAUGUCUAUGGCAAAAGGGUAUUCAACAAAGAAUUAAAUUACUCAUUGCAAAUAAAAAAUGUAGGAUUGAAUGACAGUGGACUUUACCACGCAAUAGAUAGUGGUGCACAAGAAACAAUUAUUGCUGGAUACAACGUCAUAGUUCAAGAGCGGGUAUCACCAGUGGUCCUGAAUGUGUCGUCUGUGUCUCCCAGUCCUGGAUCCUGUAACGUGACCGUGACCUGUAGCACUCAGAGCUCCUCCUUAAACUCCACCUUCACCUGCACCCCUCGGACCUGCUCUGAGGAUGGAGGAGACCCAGCAGAGGUCGUGACCUCCGAUGCCCGGCUCAACCUCUACCUGUCAAAUGGUUCGAUCGGCAUCUGUAACCAUAGCAACAAAGUGAGCAGGUCAAGGUCCACGAUGGACAUUAAACCUCUGUGUUUUAAAGAUGGUAAGAUUAGAGCAAAUAUUUAUUAUCUGAUCUGA
Gadus macrocephalus (Pacific cod) is the source of this 1049-nucleotide messenger RNA. RefSeq lists its product as uncharacterized. The record is from RefSeq and is a predicted model, not a curated record. The transcript has 4 exons. NCBI's taxonomy places the organism in Eukaryota, Metazoa, Chordata, Actinopteri, Gadiformes, Gadidae. Bases 360 to 1049 code for a protein of 229 amino acids.